Messenger RNA from Cryptosporidium ubiquitum, 708 nucleotides. RefSeq lists its product as uncharacterized. Gene Ontology annotation, cellular component: nucleolus; small-subunit processome. The transcript is spliced from 2 exons. NCBI's taxonomy places the organism in Eukaryota, Apicomplexa, Conoidasida, Eucoccidiorida, Cryptosporidiidae. The record is from RefSeq and is a predicted model, not a curated record. Bases 1 to 708 code for a protein of 235 amino acids. Gene Ontology annotation, biological process: rRNA processing.
AUGUCAUCUUUAAAGCACUCGAUUCACAGAAGAGUGCAUUUGGAGAGAGCAACUCCGGUGAACAGACUUCGGUUUGGGAUUUUGGAGCGUAAGAAGGACUAUAAGAUAAGAGCAAAAAGAUAUCAUGAAAAGGAGAAUCUCUUAAAAUCUUUAUCAGAAAAAGCAAGAACAAGGAAUCCGGAUGAGUUUGAUUUUGGGAUGGUCAAAUCCAGGUUGGAAAAUGGAAGAUAUAAAAAGAUUGGAUCAGAACUUCCAAACGGAGGUCUUACUAGUCCUGAGGAGAGAAAGCUUGCUGAGAGUCAGAAUCUGACAUAUGUUAAUUUUAGAAAAUCCAUCGAUGACAAGAAAAUUGAAAGGAUGGAAAAAGAACUGACAUUAUUUGGCCAAAAUAUGCAAAGAAGCCAUUUAUUCUUUGAUGAUGAGCACGAACAACCAGAAGCCAAUCUACAGAAAAACAAAAGUGACACUAAAAAAGUUAAAGGUUUGGCUUCCAUUUCAAAUUCAGAAAAUCUCUCGAAUGAAAUUGUCAAAAAUAUUACUAAAUCCUAUAAGAUCCUUAAUGAUACAAUUGCCAGAUCUAAGAACCUCGACAAAGUUUCCAAGCACCUUGAGCUCCAGAAAAAUUUAAAGUCCAAAGGAAAAAAGAAAAAGGUUAUAAACAAAGAUGGAAACACAGAGUUUGUUUGGUACCCAAAAAGAAAAAAGUAA